GUCACAAUAAUUCUGAACUGAACCGAAGCAAGAUAUGUCAAGGCAUAGGGUUUGAAACUUCUUGAGUCCGCCCCUUCAUGUUUGAAUAUAUUACAUUAUUAGAUAGAAUACGACCAAAGCACUCUUAACGUUCCAUUUCUCUCUUUCUCGAACCUUCCAUUUCCGAUCGAUCGUUGCAACGGUUCACUUUGCACAUCAUUCUUCACCAAACUCUGUUCCCGGAUCUGCUACUUUGCUUUAUUUCUUUUCUUCAAACUCUAAAAACUGUACUUAUUGACUUAGUUUUGUGCAGGAAGUUUGUUCAUGCCCUUCUUGGAAGGGAUUAGAAUGAUUAUGAGAAUCAUCUGUGAAAAGAUUUGCAGUGAAUUAAGAAUUGGGGUAUGCGUUUUUCUCUGUACAACAAAUUAUGGACAGUGAGCAGAGCAUGCCUGCUCCAUCUCAUGAGUACGCUGAUGGUUCCCAGAAAGUCAGAGCAUUACAUGGGAGGACUACUGGCCCUACAAGGCGUUCUACAAAAGGGCAAUGGACACCGGAGGAGGAUGAUAUCUUACGGAAGGCUGUUCAGAGAUUUAAAGGAAAAAAUUGGAAAAAAAUUGCGGAAUGUUUCAAGGACAGAACUGAUGUGCAAUGCCUACAUAGGUGGCAGAAAGUUUUAAAUCCUGAACUUGUUAAAGGUCCAUGGUCUAAAGAGGAAGAUGAAAUAAUUAUUGAAUUGGUGAAGCAAAAUGGACCGAAAAAGUGGUCAGCUAUAGCACAACAUUUACCUGGACGUAUUGGUAAGCAAUGCCGAGAAAGGUGGUGUAAUCAUCUUGAUCCUACUAUCAAAAAAGAAGCAUGGACCCAGGAAGAGGAGUUGGCUCUAAUACAUUUUCAUCGGAUGUAUGGGAACAAAUGGGCAGAAUUGUCAAAGUUCAUUCCUGGAAGGACAGACAAUGCUAUUAAAAACCACUGGAACAGUUCUGUGAAAAAGAAAUUGGAUUCUUAUUUGGCAUCAGGUUUGCUUAGUCAAAUUGAGUCUGUACCUCAUGUUGGAAAUUCAAAUCAACCAACAAGGUUGCAGUGUAGUGAUGAUAAUGGUCCCAAGGGGACUGAAGUUGAGGAAGUUUCUCAGUGCAGCCAAGGUUCAGCUAAUGCUGCUUGCUUUCCAUCUGCUAGAGGGACGAGCAGUGCUGACUCGCAAACUGGAGAGGCAUAUAGGCCAGAUGAAGAAUGUAGUCUUGGAAAGGAUCAUAAUCUGAGUCGAGCAUCUUGUUCAGAGGAGCCAUAUUACGUAUCAAUAGAUGAUGUUACUAUAUGCAUCCCAGAUAUUGCUCACCAAGAUGCUUGCAAUUCUCAAUUCAUUGAUCAACAGUUACAUGAACCUGGAAAUUCCAUUAGUGGGGAUUGUCAGUUCAAUAUACAUUCCAUACCCAAUAUUUCAUCACAGUUGCAAAGUGAUUGUAUAGCUCCUAUUGAAAUCUGUGACAUGGUGAGUGUUCCAUUUCAGACAUCAGUGGAGUUAGGUGUUUCAGCAUCCGGACCUGCAUCUAUGGAUUCUCUUAAACCAGAGCACAUGUUGAUAUCUGAUGAAGAAUGUUGCAGAGUCCUGUUUUCAGAUGCAACGGAUGAUGGAUGUUUUUCCCAUGUAGAUUACAAUAAAGGUGAAGAUAUGGUUGGAUUUUCUGGAUGCACUUCAUUUCUUUGUCAAUCAUGUAAUAUCCAGAUAUCUGAAAUGGGUGGAACCUCAACUCCACAUCCAACUUGUCCUCAGUGUUCUAAUAAUUAUAGAGGAGCUUCAUCGUCCCAAUCUGUACCCAUGGUACUCUCUGAUAGUGACGAUAGGCUGGUGACUACUGCCAAUGGCAAUCAAUUUUUUGGGACUGAGGAUUACCAAUUUGUCUCCAGAGCACCUGCUAACUCAACUUAUUUCAGUGAAUUAUCUGGUUCUCCUUGUGCUGAUGGUAUAGGUAGUGAAGUAAUGAAAGAGCCACAUGAUAUUCUGAAGGGUACCUCAGAAUUGGUCCCUGUAAAUACUUCUGGCUGUGUAUCAAAUGCCAAGCAAAUUUGUAAUCCAACAGAUGAGAAAACAAAUGUCCAUACCGAAAAGGAGGACCCAGGAUCUCUAUGUUAUGAACCCCCCCGUUUUCCAAGCUUGGAUAUUCCUUUCUUCAGCUGUGAUCUUGUGCAAUCUGGGAGUGAUCUGCAGCAAGAGUUUAGUCCUUUGGGUCUACGCCAGUUUAUGAUACCUUCUAUGAACUGUCUCACUCCUUUCAGGUUGUGGGACUCACCCUCUCGUGAUGAUAGUCCAGAUGCAUUGUUAAAAAGUGCAGCUAAAACUUUUACAGGCACACCAUCCAUAUUAAAGAAACGACACCGAGAUUUGUUGUCACCACUCUCGGAUAAAAGAAUUGAUAAGAAACUUGGGACUGACAUGGCAUCUACCUUUACCAAAAAUCUUCCCAGUUUGGAUGUCAUGUUUGGUGACAAUGAGACUCAGGAAGUGGAUAUGCCUUCAUCUUCAUCUUCAUUGCAAAAACAGAACUCCAGUGCACCUGUUGAUGAUGAUAAUAAAGAAAAUUGUGGACAGGCUUAUAAAGGAGAACAAGUUGAGCAUCAAUCUGCAAUUUUGGAUGAAAAGAGCUCUCAAAAAGAUACUGUCAACAGUAAUUCUCAGCAUAAUGUAAAGCAACACUCUCUUGAUUCUAAAAUGAAGGUUGAUGCCACAUCUACCGAGAUUGAGCAACAACCUUCUGGAGUUUUGGUUGAACAUGAUGUGAAUGACCUGUCGCUGUCUUCUCCUGAUCAAGUUGGUUUAAAAUCAGACAGAGGUUCAGGGUCAAGUGCAAAAACUCCCAAAAGCUUGAACAGGUCCAUGGAAGCAGCUCCAAAUCAGAGUGGCCAUUUGAAAUUAUCUUCUGAAAAUCCAUGCUCAAGGGUUAAAUCGAAUUCUUCCUGUGUUCGUGCAAAGGAGCAUGAAAAACUUUCAGUUGCUGUUACUCGUGUACAAGCUCUAGGUGACAAUUCAGGGGAACAAACCAGAAUGGAUGGUGGUUUUGAAACAUGUAGCAUAUUUGGUGGAACACCUUUUAGGAAAGGCAUUGAAUCACCUUCUGCAUGGAAAUCUCCUUGGUUCUUCAACCCUUUUCUAUCUAGUCCCAGACUUGAUACUGAUAUUACAAUUGAGGAUUUUCAGUAUUUAAUGAGGAGCCCGGGUGAUAGAAGCUAUGAUGCAAUUGGGUUGUUGAAACAGAUCAGUGAACAAACUGCUGCCACAUAUGCCAAUGCUCAGGAGAUUUUGGUAAAUGAAACUCCUAAGGCAUUACCGAAAGAUCCAUCAGGAAAUGACGAGGCUAGGGACCAGGAAAAUAAUCCUCCCAGUCAGCCUGGCAACCAUUCUCAGUUGGCUUCAAAUGCUUUGAUAGAGCGACGCACACUGGACUUUAGUGAAUGUGGAACACCAGGAAAGGGUGAUAACAACAAAUCCUCAUCUGUGAGCUUUUCAAGCCCUUCUUCGUAUUUGUUGAAAGGUUGUAGAUGAUUGUCAAAUAUGGCUAAAACCUCUGUUGUUAGAGUUUGCUCUAUAUGUUUAAUUGUAUUUUAUAAAUAUGUGUAUAGUAUUCCAUUUCAUGAGUUGUUUUUUGUAUUAAAGCGUCUCAGCGAUCAAAGUUGUUUGAAAUAAAAAUGUUCCUUUCAUUUGGUAAA
Molecule: messenger RNA, 3681 nt
Organism: Cajanus cajan (pigeon pea)
Lineage: Eukaryota; Viridiplantae; Streptophyta; Magnoliopsida; Fabales; Fabaceae
Product: transcription factor MYB3R-1
Biological process (GO): regulation of DNA-templated transcription
Cellular component (GO): nucleus
Molecular function (GO): RNA polymerase II cis-regulatory region sequence-specific DNA binding; DNA-binding transcription factor activity, RNA polymerase II-specific
Source: RefSeq, a predicted model, not a curated record